Aspergillus glaucus CBS 516.65 is the source of this 1558-nucleotide messenger RNA. It is a transcript of the gene rmtA, whose product is annotated as protein-arginine omega-N methyltransferase HMT1. Gene Ontology annotation, molecular function: protein-arginine N-methyltransferase activity. The transcript has 7 exons. Bases 133 to 1188 code for a protein of 351 amino acids. Lineage: Eukaryota; Fungi; Ascomycota; Eurotiomycetes; Eurotiales; Aspergillaceae. Gene Ontology annotation, biological process: peptidyl-arginine methylation. Gene Ontology annotation, cellular component: nucleus. The record is from RefSeq and is a predicted model, not a curated record.
CUUCCAUAUCGCAUAGAGGACUUUCGUUUGGUUUUUCCUGUGUCUGUCCCUUCCCUCUUCUUUUAUUCUUAUCGACGCCCUCCGAAUUUUCAUUCUUUUUGGAAUCCGAAUUGCGAUUUGCACUCCAUCAACAUGUCUGAGAGACAAUCGUCUGUAGACCCCUCUGCUAUGAUGACCAGCAGCGCGGAUCGUAUGGUUGGCGAUGACCAUGCCGAAGUGCGCUACUUCACUAGGUACGAUCACCAUGGCAUUCACGAGGAAAUGCUUAAAGAUGACGUUCGCACGAGAUCGUACCGUGACUCUAUCUACCAGAACCGCCACGUUUUCAAGGAUAAGGUUGUUCUUGAUGUCGGGUGCGGAACCGGUAUUCUCAGCAUGUUCGCUGCUAAGGCUGGUGCUAAACACGUAAUUGGUGUCGAUAUGUCGUCAAUCAUCGAAAAGGCUCGCGAGAUCGUCGAAGUCAACGGCCUGACCAGCAAGAUCACCCUUCUUCAGGGAAAGAUGGAGGAAGUUGAACUCCCCUUCCCCAAGGUCGACAUUAUCAUCUCUGAGUGGAUGGGAUACUUCCUUCUCUAUGAAAGCAUGUUGGACACUGUCCUCUAUGCGCGCGACAGGUACCUUAACCCCGGAGGCAAGAUCUUCCCUGACAAGGCUACCAUGUACGUGGCUGCUAUCGAGGACGGUGAAUACAAGGACGACAAGAUUGGAUUUUGGGACAACGUGUGGGGAUUUGACUACAGCCCCAUGAAGGACAUUGCCCUUACAGAGCCUCUCGUCGAUACCGUCGAGCUCAAGGCUGUUGUCAGCGACCCUUGCCCGAUCAUCACUCUCGAUCUUUACACGGUCCAGUCCUCGGACCUCGCUUUCAAGGCUCCCUUCUCGCUUCCUGCCAAGCGCAACGACUUUGUCCACGCCCUGAUUGCUUGGUUCGACAUUGACUUUACCGCAUGCCACAAGCCCAUCAGCUUUUCCACUGGCCCUCAUGCCAGGUACACCCACUGGAAGCAGACUGUCUUCUAUUUGCGUGAUGUCCUUACCAUGGAGGAGGGAGAAGUUCUCACCGGUGUGAUUGAGAACAAGCCCAACGACAAGAACAAGCGUGACCUCGAUAUCGGCAUCAAUUACAAAUUCGAAACCACGGACCCUUUGCGUUACGCCGAGAACGGCUGCUUCUUCCGGAUGUGUUAAAUUUCUUUCUUCGAUAUCACGUUCUGCAAAUCUCUUUCGGUAAUUUCUUCUGCCUGUGGCAUAGCAUAUCGACGAUCUGGCAGCAAAUGCGCAUGGUCGAUAUGAACGACAUAGUGUAAACAGAGGUUCCAUUGGGGUGAACAAUAAUGAUCGAUUGGGGGGUUUUUUUUUAUGUCGGCGUUUUUAAUUUGAGUUAUUGGAAGGAAAGGGAACUGCAUCAUUGUUUGGCGCGAUACGGACAGAGACGAUUAUGAAGCUCCUCGAAUUUCCUAAAGUAGAUACCCCGUCCGAGUCGAUGCUCAGUCUAGCCACCUCCGACGUUAUUCAUAGAUUGUUUAGGCUUUUUAAUGAGAUCCCACUUACAACUGUG